UCCGCGAAAGGAAAAUAAAUCGUUGGGGUCGUUCUUCCUUGCGCACAUCGCGUCAUUUCGCGAGAUCGCCGCUGACGCGCGCGCUAAGCUUGCAGCGUGUGCCAAACACUCCCCAAAUCACUUCCCCGAAACCCUAAUUCUCUUCUCAAAUCUCUCAAAAUCGCACUUGUCCUGCAAUCGUCCGACUGCUAAGCCGGAUUAUCCGUUGACUAGUUUUUGAGCAAUUAUUGAUACAUUUUAGUUUGAUUUGGAAUUGGAAUGGGGGUCGUUGAAGCGAUGCAACAUUCGGAAUCUUCGAGGCGAAUUGCUUCACUUAAUGGUAGUCAUUCUGAGGGGAGAUUGGGACGAUCCAUGGAAAAUGGAGAGUGCUCUUUCCGUGCUCCUAACUUAAAGAGGCGUACAGUCUCUGCGGUCCGUGAUUUUCCCCUGGGGUGCGGACGGUUUGGUCAGUUAAGGGAAAAUUUGAGACGACAUGAAGGGGCUGCUUCUGGGGGAAAUUUUGACAGUGUACCAACAGAAAAUUUGGUUAGUAGGGGUGAAAAUGGCGAUGCACGUGGGGUUGACAAGCUCGGGCGCUCAAAUGUUCAUGUGGAUGAGACUGACUUGAUGAAUGGUAAGGAUGUGGGUACUGUGGAGAGAAUUGAAUCAGUGGCAACCUUAGAGCAUGAAAUUUCUGAUUUGCCAAAUGACCAACAUGGGUUAAACAAUUGGAGACCGGUUGAAGAGGCAGCUUCUGUUGUUGCUGCUGAGGCUUUGAUUAGCGGGGGUAACGACGAUGAUGAACAAGGGAUUGAAGUGCGAAUGGUACCUGCUGGUUCGAUCAAUGAGACUGCAUUGACUAAUGGUAAGGCUUUUGGUACUGUGGACAGUGGAUUUAAAUGCAUUGCUGAAUGAAAUAUCUGAUUCGUUGAAGGACCCACUUCAGCUUGGUGUGGCUACACCAAAUGAAGAUAUGUCUUCUGUUAUGCCUGAUUCACCACCCAAUGGAUCCAUCUCCAUUUCUAGUGGAAAUGGUCUGGAGAAGACUGCAGUUAAAAAAUAUCCUCCUCGAAGAGUAGUAUCAGCCAUUCGGGACUUCCCUCCUCUUUGUGGAAGAAACCCUGCCCUGGAGGCGAGGAAUUUUGGUCAAGAGAGGUCCGCUAUGGAUGGCGAACCAUCAUCAUUGAACACAGCGAAGACUACUGUGAGACAAACAGGUGAGGAUGUUCAAGAUAGAGAGUUUCACAAGAGUGAAAAUGGAGGGGAUAUUUCUCUACUAAUUGGGGACAAGGUUCAACCAAAAAGCAAGGGACAUGCUGUACAAGAAUUGGAAAGGCACCAUGAUGUAAAUUAUGAGAUGAACGUGGUUUCAGAAGAUGCUAAAAAAAUUUACCAUGAACUUUCUCAAGGACGCUAUAUAUUCCAAGGCACGGGGAGUGUUGAACAUUCAGAGGAGAAAGUGGGGAUGGAGAUGGUGGUAUACCAUGGAAAGGAAAGUCCAAGCGAGACAGACUUAGGUAAACCUUAUUAUCAUAAUCAAUUGCACGAAGAAGAUUUUGUAAGAUCGGAAAUUACGUCGGAAAAAGCGGUUGUAAUGGGUUUGAUGACUGCGUCAAACUGUCCAUGGAGGAUGGGAAAAGUGGUUGACCUACAUAAACUAGAAGGUGGAAGUAGCGAAAGAAAACGAAAGAAGCUUGAUGUGAAAUGUCAGAUAGAAAGGUCUAAGGCUAUUUCCAGGAAAAAAGAUGACUCGGACAUUGGAGGAAAGUCUCCAAAGAAUAUUCUUCCUAUAUCACAAAUGAGUGCUUAUGAAGGUACACGUCAGCUUGUUGUCUGGGACAAGAAGGAGUAUUCUCUUGAGCUUGACCAGAAAGAAGACUUUUAUGUGAGUCCAAGAUCAGGUUGUUCUGAUGUAUGUCCUCCUCCUUUUGGUACUAGUAGUUCAACUAGCAAAGUUCGUGAUAAUACCCGAAACACGGUGAGGGAGACAUUGCGUCUGUUCCAAGCUCUCUGUAGGAAGCUCUUGCGGGAGGAAGAGGGUAAGUCAAAGGAAGGAGGAGUUCCUCGCAAAAGGGUUGAUUAUUCAGCUGCAAAGAUCCUCAAGGAUAAAGGAAAAUAUGUAAAUACGGGCAAACAAAUCUUGGGAACUGUGCCGGGAGUUGAAGUUGGCGAUGAGUUUCAUUACAGAGUGGAACUUACUAUUGUUGGCCUUCAUCGCCAGAUUCAGGGUGGUAUAGAUUAUGUAAAGCAUGGUGGGAAGAUCCUUGCAACCAGUAUCGUUGCAUCUGGUGGCUAUGCAGAUGAUUUGGAUAAUUCAAGUUCCUUGAUUUAUACAGGCCAAGGAGGAAAUGUGAUGAAUACUGAUAAGGAACCUGAAGAUCAGAAGCUUGAACGGGGAAACCUUGCUUUAAAGAAUAGUCUGGAUGAAAAAAAUCCUGUUAGAGUGAUCCGUGGCUCUGAAGAUGGAAGAAGUAAGACAUAUGUUUAUGAUGGACUAUAUUUGGUAGAGAAAUGUUGGCAGGAUAUGGGGUCUCAUGGUAAGCUUGUUUUCAAGUUUCAACUUGACAGAGUCCGAGAUCAACCAGAGCUUGCUUGGAAAGAAGUGAAGAAGUCCAAAAAAUAUAAAGUACGGGAAGGUCUAUGCAUUGAUGAUAUUUCAGGAGGGAAAGAGUCCAUUCCUGUCUGUGCUGUGAAUACCAUAGAUGAUGAGAAACCUCCAACAUUUGUAUACAUAACUAGCAUGAUAUAUCCAGAUUGGUGCCGCCCAGUUCCUCCCAAGGGUUGUACCUGUAUUGUUGAAUGCUCAGAUUCUGAGAAAUGUUCUUGUGCAGUUGAGAACGGAGGUGAGAUCCCAUAUAACUUCAAUGGUGCUAUUGUUGAAGCAAAGUCCCUUGUGUAUGAGUGUGGUCCUUCUUGUAAGUGUCCUCCUUCUUGUUACAAUAGAGUUAGUCAGCGUGGUAUCAAAUUUCAGCUUGAAAUCUUCAAAACUGAAUCGAGGGGUUGGGGAGUGAGAUCCCUAAAUUCCAUUCCUUCGGGAAGUUUUAUAUGUGAGUAUAUAGGAGAGCUCCUGGAAGAGAAGGAAGCUGAAGAAAGAACUGGGAAUGAUGAGUAUCUGUUUGAUAUUGGGAAUAACUACAGCGACAAUUCUCUUUGGGAUGGACUUUCAAUCCUCAUGCCCGAUGCACAAUCAAGUUCUCAUGGAGUUGUGGGGGAAGGUGGAUUCACCAUUGAUGCAGUAGAGUACGGCAAUGUGGGAAGAUUUAUCAACCAUAGUUGUUCUCCUAAUCUUUAUGCCCAAAAUGUCCUCUAUGAUCAUGAUGACACUAGAAUUCCUCACAUCAUGUUCUUUGCUGCUGAGAACAUUCCUCCUUUGCAAGAGUUGACCUAUCAUUACAAUUAUAUGAUAGACCAGGUUCGUGAUUCUAAUGGCAAGAUAAAGAAGAAGAGUUGCUAUUGUGGUUCUCCAGAGUGCACUGGCAGACUUUAUUGAGGCAGACAUCAGAGGAGAAUUCUGGGCUACUCGAAAGAGGUGAUUUCUAAUUACUGGAGGUAUCGUACUUGCAUAUUACGUAAUAACAUUCAGUCUUUGUACUCUAAUGAAUUUGCGUUUCAAAGAAAGUAAAUACUGUUUUUCUACCCCUUGGUGUUGGCUCUACGGUGUCAAAUGGUUUUGCUUUGUUAUAUAGGCACAGUAGGCAUUAAUCUUUAGGCUAGUAGUAUUACAUUUUAUUAAUGUACAGGGUUGUUAAUCAUCUGUCUUCAUCUAUUUUCUUUUACUUGUUCUCUUGAGGAAGAUUGUAAAUUUUGGUAAGAAAUGGUUAUCCAGUAAUUUUCGUAAGAAAUUAUGAUGAAGAGGGGGGCUCAUUGAUACGAGG
Messenger RNA from Malus domestica (apple), 3854 nucleotides. The record is from RefSeq and is a predicted model, not a curated record. NCBI's taxonomy places the organism in Eukaryota, Viridiplantae, Streptophyta, Magnoliopsida, Rosales, Rosaceae.